AUGCCAUCAUUCAAGACUCAAUACAGUGGAUACUCGGUUGAAUUUUCUCCGUUUGAAGAUGAUAAAUUGGGUGUAGCAACAAGCCAACACUUUGGAAUUGCCGGACAAGGACGACAAUACAUUUUACAAAAUGAUCGGGAUGCACAAACGAUGAGAAAAUUAUACACGUUUGACACGGAUGAUGGGCUCUAUGAUUGUGAUGGCAGUAUUAAAGUUUUUGAUACUACCAAUGCAUCGGGAGGAGAAGGAGCUCCAGUGAUGAAUUUUGCGGAACAUUCAAAGGAGGUCUAUUCUGUGGACUACAAUACAGUAAAUAAGGAUUGUUUUGUGAGUGGAUCCUGGGACAAUACCAUUAAAUUAUGGAACUUACAAGCGGCAGGUGCAGGACAAACCAAUGCAAGCUCUGUUGAAACGUUUGAUGAACAUCGUUAUUGUGUAUAUUCAACAAUUUUUUCACCAACCAAUGGAGAUUUAUUUAUGAGUUGCAGUGGAGACAUGACUAUGAAGAUUUGGGAUGUACAUGACAUUUCAAGCAUACAAACAGCACGAGUUCACAAUUAUGAAGUGUUGGCAUGUGACUGGAACAAGUUUAAUGAACAUAUUGUUUGUACGGGUGCUGUCGAUAAGACCAUCAAGGUUUGGGAUUUGAGAAAUUUGAAUCAACAUGGAGCUGGAACUGUUGGUGGUGGUACAUCAUCUACUUCAUCAGAUUCGUCUAUUUGUACUCUCUCUGGACAUGGCUUUGCCGUGAGACGUGUGAAAUUCUCUCCACAUGAUGAAAAUAUUAUUGGAAGUGUGAGUUAUGACAUGUCGUUAUGUAUUUGGGACACCGAGCAAGGAAGCGACAAUGCUCUCCUGGAGAAGUAUGAACAUCACUCUGAGUUUGUUAUUGGAUUAGAUUUUAAUUUGGAGAUGGAAGAUGAGCUGGCAAGUUGCAGUUGGGACGAGACAGUAUAUGUAUGGAUGAGAGGUGAAGAGCCAGUUCCUACGCAUGAGGAAAACGAAAAUGAAAAUGAUGAAGAAGACAAUGAAAUUGUUGCUCAAUUUAGACAAGUAUUAGGUUUAGCAAGAGGUGGAGGAGGAGUUGAAGAUGAGGACGAAUACGAAGACGAGGAUGAAGAGGAUGAGGACGAAGAAUAA
Messenger RNA from Naegleria lovaniensis, 1140 nucleotides. Its product is annotated as Peroxin 7 (Pex7), putative. Gene Ontology annotation, molecular function: protein binding. The record is from RefSeq and is a predicted model, not a curated record. Lineage: Eukaryota; Heterolobosea; Eutetramitea; Acrasida; Naegleriidae. Gene Ontology annotation, cellular component: cytosol; peroxisomal matrix. Gene Ontology annotation, biological process: protein import into peroxisome matrix. The coding region runs from base 1 to 1140 and encodes 379 amino acids. The transcript has 2 exons.